Musca domestica (house fly) is the source of this 5390-nucleotide messenger RNA. RefSeq names its product neurotactin (gene Nrt). The record is from RefSeq and is a predicted model, not a curated record. Lineage: Eukaryota; Metazoa; Arthropoda; Insecta; Diptera; Muscidae. The transcript is spliced from 3 exons. Bases 719 to 3268 code for a protein of 849 amino acids.
GGGCGAAGAAAAUUUUACUUAUUUCUGGCGAUUGUGCGCCGGCAAAUAGUUUGUACAACGCUCUGGAACGGAACGGUACGUUUCUAUAAAAAUCUCGGUUAGAAAGAAUAGCUGGAAAAACAAAAUUCAAAACAUAUUUGAAAAAAAAAAGAAGAAAUAAAAAAAAAAAACAAAACAAACAUUGUGCUCCUUUUUUCCGUCUGGCCAAAACAAUACACAAAAUUUCCCUCAAAAGAGAAGUUUUUUUUUUCUUCGAAGUGAAAGAUAAAAAGAAAACGAAAAGAAAGCAAAAACAAAAAAACACGGCUUUAAAUUGUCAAAACAUACAACGAACGAAAAAAAUUGCCAAAUCUCUACCCACCGAGACAGCAAAUCAGGGCCGCCUGCUGUUGGAGUACAGUAACUCAGCUGGCCGCUACUAUUUGACUUCGACGCGAUAGGAAAAACUAAAACAAAAAAACAAAGAAAAAUAAUUUAACGGAAAAUUUAAAAAUUCAUAUUUAAAUGAUUAACGAUCUCAAGUGACCAAAAAAAUAGCUAUUGAUUUUUAAUAGAAAAAAAUUAAUUUAAAUAAAACUUCAUGAAGCUGCAACGUUUAUUGGAGGAACAAUAAAACAGCAGAAGGAGCUUAUAAACUUGUCUCAAGGAAAAUCAAUAACCCCAGAAAACCAGUAAACGUUUAGGAACACCCGUAAAAGAAGUAUAACCCACAACAACCAUGGGAGAACAGGAGGAAAAAGAGAUCCCCCAGAGUGAGAAUUCCACACAACCAGAAGUGGCCGAGGCUGAACCCAAGGAAACCGACAAAAUGCUCGAGAAAAAAGAUGACAAACCCAGUGCCGAGGACACGAAGAGUAAAAAUGGUUCCAAGCCCACAACACCCACGGCCACAGAGAAAACGGAAAAGAAGACACCAGCCGGUUCACCAACUUCGGAAAAGAAAAAAGAGGAAAUCAUAGACAUCCCCGAAGAGGAAAAUAACGACGAGGCAACAAAAACAAAUGGGGCCGGAGGUGAGGGAGAUGAACGUAAAAUGUCGGGUGAGGAACGUGAGGUUAAACCCAAAAAGAUACCCAUUGGCGGCCUGAAAUUACCCGGCUUCUUUGUCAAGAACAAACCCAAGGGUGAGGGUGAUGGGGCCGAGGGAGAGCUCUUGGAAAAGGAACCCAAAGAGGAAGAGGCCAAGACCGCAGAGGAAAAGACCAGCAAAAAGGAGGAGAAGCCUGGCAAGAAUUUUGGCCAACGUUUGCGUAGCUUUUUUGUACGCAAACCGGCUGCCGAGAAACAGGCCAAACAGGCGGCCAGCAAUGAGGCAGACAAUAAAAGUGAAGCCACAGCCGAAGCUGCUGCCGCCGAGGAUGGUGAACCUGCCGAUAAUCCUCCCAAGAAACGUGGCCUCCUGAAUGCCAUCAAGCUGCCCAUUGCCAAUAUGGUGCCCAAGAAAAAAUCCGAUGAUGAUGUAGAGCUGGGUAUGGGUAAGGCCGGUCUGGCCUCCAUGGAAACCCUGGAUGAUUCACUCAAGGAUCAAGAUGUCGUCGAUAAGGCAGCCGUCACCAAAAAUGGCAAUGACGAUGUUGGCAAACUCAAAAAGUCACCCAGUGGAGAGAUCAAACAGGCCUCCAGUGAUGAAAAAUCUCCCGAUGGUGAUGAGGAACAGCCCAUAUCGUUUUGUCAACGUUUGCGCUCCUACAAAUGUUCGGUGGAUGAUGCUUUGAUUGCCUUGGGUAUCCUGCUGUUUGUCCUGCUAAUUGCCGUUAUUGGCUAUGUAUUGUCGCAUGAGGGCCAAACUUCGCCUCCCAUAAGGGAGGGACGUUUCAUGGAUGCCGUUACCGGUUGUGGCAUGGUUGAGGGUCUGAAAGAAGAUGGAGCCUUUGCAUUCCGUGGCAUACCCUAUGCCGUGCCACCGGUGGGCGAUAGACGUUGGCGUCCAGCCCAGACCAUAGAAUCCAUUAAUGACUGCUGGAAUGGUACGCUGAAGGCCCACAACACCAGUGAGGUGUGUACCCAAAUUCUGGGCAAUGGCACGGUGGUGGGUGAUGAAGAUUGCCUGUACUUGGAUGUGGUGACGCCUCAUGUACGCUAUGAGAAUCCCUUGCCCGUGGUGGUAAUGAUUGGCGCCGAGACUCUGAUGGGACCCUCACCGGGCAUUGUUAGGCCAACGGCCAGAUUUUCCCGGUCACAUGAUGUCAUUUUUGUGCGACCCAAUUUCCGUUUGGGACCAUUUGGUUUCCUGGCCUUGGAAAUGUUGACCAAGGACACCUAUCCCCAUACCUCGGGUAAUUAUGCGCUGUCCGAUAUCAUUGCUGCCCUGAACUGGAUCCAUUUGAAUAUCAGACAUUUUGGUGGUGAUCCAAAAUCGGUAACUCUGUUGGGUCACAGGGCUGGUGCCACUUUGGUUUCCGCCUUGAUUACAUCGAAAAAGGCAGAGGGUUUGUUUACCCGAGCCUGGAUUUCCUCGGCCUCGGCCAUUUUGCCCGGCAAACCAUUGAGUGAAUCGGAAAAGAAAAACGAAGAAUUGGCCCAGGCUUUGGAUUGUAAGGAUGUGGCCUGUAUGCGCAACGUGGAGGCGGAGAAGUUAUGGGAUGCCAUACCCGAUACCUGGUUACAUUUCCCUGCCGAUAUCCCAGCGGCCGAGGAGAAUACCACAGCCCAUCAUGAAUGGUUGGUCUUGGAUGGUGACAUUUUGAAGGAACAUCCUGCCGAGAGCUGGAAGAAAGAACAUGUUGGCAAGCCUCUGCUGGUGAUGGGAACCACCGCCCAUGAGUCACACACCGAGUCACUGCACAAGCGUUUUGGCAACUGGACCGCCGAGGAGAUUAGAUCAUUUUUGGAAAACUCCAAAAUUGGAGCCUUGAAUCUGACCGAUGAGGCCAUUCAACGUUACAAUGCCACAAAUUACCGGGCCUUAGUGGCCAUGAUCACCGACAUACGUACCGUUUGCCCUCUGCUUAUAAAUGCCAGGCUACAACCCUCGGUGCCAUUCUAUGUGGUCAGCCAGGGUGAGGGUGAGGAACAAUUGGCCACCGUCGAUGCCGAUAUCCAGGCCAUUUUGGGUCGCUAUGAACCACAUACCGUGGAACAGCGACGAUUUGUCUCCUCAAUGCAACAGCUGUUCUAUUACUAUGUUGCCCAUGGCAAUGUACCCUCCUACGAUCCACGACGAAGAGUCAUCGAUGUGGGCCAAGACCCCCUGUCACAGGAAGAUCAUGCCAAUUGUAAUUUCUGGAUAAGUAAUGAUAUUGUACCGCGUUAUGCUCGAGUUGAUUAAAUGCCAGAAAAGUAACAACAGCAACAACAACACAACAUCAUUCAAAAGGAAUCGAAAAAUAAGAAACCUAACCUCCAAAGAUCUGAAGAAAAAAAAAAUUAGGUGAAAUGAAAAAAAAGGAGGCGGCAGCUGGCCCAAGCGCGAAUGAAAUGAAAAGGAAAUGAUGACUGAUGUUUAUUUAACGACUGAUUUAUUGAUAUAUCUACAAACAUACAUACAAACAAACACACCAGGAAAUCGAAAAAAAGGGAAAACUUGGAGCCUCCCACUACCCCCUCUCCCCUUUGGAGAAAAAAGAAAGAAAAAGUAGCCUAAAUCCUAUGAAUCUCCCAGUUUUUGUUUUUUGCUUUCCCAAAAUGGGCGACUUUUUGGAAGGACAGGGGGAGGACUGGAUAUUACCUUAAGAUUCAAAAUUUCCAAAAAUAAAUCCCUGCCCUAACCCCUCCUCUCUCUCUCUCUCUCUUAAGGGUCUAAUUUAAUUUUUUUCAAAAAUAAACCCCUGUUCUAAUCCCUGCUCUCUAUUUCUCUCUCUCUCUCUCUCUUAAGGGCCUGGAUAAUAUCCUUUAGAUUAAAAUUUUUCAAAAAUAGAACCCAUGCCCUCUACUCCCCCCCCCCCUCUCUCUCUUUGUUAAGCGCUUAAAACCCAGAAUCUCCAACAAUUUUAUUUCGCUUUUCCAAAUUUGCGGCUUUGAAGAGGAACAUUUUUUGACGGAACUUAGACAUCUGCCUACCCCCCCCCCCUCUCUCUCUCUCUCUCUCUCUCUUUUAAGGGCCUGGAUAAUAUCCCUUAGAUUCAAAUUUUUCCAAAAUUAAAUCCUUGCCCUAAUCCCCUCCUUCUCUUUUUCCUAAGAAUCCAAAUCUCAAGAAUCUCCAACAAUUUUACUUCGAAUUUCGAAAUUUGCUGCUUUGGAGAGAGACCUUCUUUGGAGGGGUCUUAGAUUGGAGAUAUAAAAUGAAAAAGGAAGUGGCUAAUGUUCCCUGGAAAUCCUCCCUCUCUAUCUUAAGCGCCCAAAUCUCAAGAAUCUCCAACAAUUUUUUUUUCGCUUUUCCAAAUUUGCUGCUUUGGAGAGGGACGUCCUUUGGAGGGGUCUCAUAUUGGAGAUAUAAAAUGGAAAAGGAAGUGGCUAAUGUUCCCUGGAAAUCCUCAAGCCUUUCCCCUAAAGGGGACAUCAUGGCAUGGUAUAUUAAUGGCAAAUUAUAAGGCAUGGCAGGGGUCUCAAUUCUUGUUCUUUGAAAAAAGGGAAAAUGAAAAGUUUUGUAAAAAAAAUAAUUUCAAAUGAAAAUUUUAUAAAAAAAAUAUUUUUCAUUUCAUAUUUUCAAAAAACAAGAAUAUAGCCCCAGAUUCAUGGGCAACUCUGGCAUCCUUCUAUGAUAUAAUACAAAUUGUGUCCUGCCCUGAAGCCUGCCAAGCAGCUAUGCCAUCAUCUCCUUAAAUAUUUCCCUUUUUUUAUAAAAUUGUAUUUAAUUAUUUCAAAUAUUGCUCAUUUCGAGCCCUUUCCCCAUUCUCCCCCCUUCCCCUCUCCUCCCUCACCCAGCCAGCUUAUUUGUGUGUAUGUGUCCAUUCUUCAAUUCAUUCUCUUCUCUCCACGAAUUGGAAGCAAAAUCUAAUGCAAAAAAAAAAAGAAACCAACAAUUUUUUGUCCUUAGUUAAGUAAGAAAAACAAAAAACAAAAACAAUUUAGCAUUUAACGAAAAAAAAUUUUGUACAUUUUUUAUAAAAUAUAAGUUUUUAAUUUUAUACAUGCAUAUAUUAUAUAAAUAUUAUUAUUAUUAUUAAUAUUAUUUUUUCAUUUUUUUAUAUAUAAAACAAAAAAAAAUUAUAUAUUUAAAUAAGUUAUGAACUAAAACAAAAACAAAUUUAUAAGAAAAAAAAAACUAAUUAAUUACUUAUGCAAAAUUUAUAAAUUGAUAUAUAAACCAAGAAAAAAAAGAACAAAAACAAGAAACAACGUACAUGCAAACACAACAACAACAUACAUAUUUUUAUGUAAUUUAUAAUAUGAUAUGAAACAAAACAAAACAAAAAAAAACAACAAAUACCAACAAUGAUUAUAAUACAAACAACAACAACAAUACACCCAAUAAAAAACACAAAAACAUACUUUAAAAGUAUACAACAAAA